Molecule: messenger RNA, 2332 nt
Organism: Amyelois transitella
Lineage: Eukaryota; Metazoa; Arthropoda; Insecta; Lepidoptera; Pyralidae
Product: MFS-type transporter SLC18B1-like
Exons: 10
Coding region: 189-1700 (503 amino acids)
Biological process (GO): transmembrane transport
Molecular function (GO): transmembrane transporter activity
Source: RefSeq, a predicted model, not a curated record
AGAACGUGGUACCAUUACCAGUGGUCUCAUUGACUACAAGAAAUGUAUACGCAUUUAUUAUAAUAGAAAUUCAAAAUUAUUUGUGGCUGUGAUAAUAAUUAAGUAACAAAAGUGAAUUAUAAAAUAAUUAAGACAAUUUUAGGAAAAAAUCUGAAAUUUAAAAACAAAAUAGCAACGGAACUUCUGAAAUGGGCUUCGACUUUUCGAGAAGACAGUGGUUGACCAUCAUAGUUAUUUCAAUAGCUGAUUUUUGCAACGCCAUCUGUGUGGCACUUCAAGCUCCUUUUUAUCCUUUAGAGGCAGAAAGAAAGGGCUGCACUGCAACAGAAUAUGGCUUGGUCUUUGGCGUGUUUGAGCUGGUGGUGUUCCUGGUCAGCCCGAUUUACGGGGCCCAUCUCAACAGGCUGGGGCCCAAGCUGCUGUUCAAUGGGGGCAUCCUCACCACUGGGACAUGCGCCAUUCUCUUUGGACUUCUAGAUAAGGUGGAAGGCCAUGUGCCGUUCAUAGCGCUGAGUUUCCUGAUACGCAUCAUAGAAGCCAUGGGCAACGCUGCAUUCCUUACAGCUUCCUUCGCCAUCAUAGCCAAAGAGUUCCCCAACAAUGUUGCCAGCAUGUUUGCAUCACUAGAAACGUUCUUCGGGCUGGGUUUAAUCGUGGGUCCCAUGCUGGGUGGGACCCUAUACUCGUUCGGGGGGUACACGCUGCCCUUCGCCGUGCUGGGCUCUGCGCUAUUCUGUGCUGCCGUCAUGAGCUGCAUCGUGCUGCCGAGGUCACAUGACGAUGAGGACGUGAGGCCUACUGGACCAACAAUGUGGAACUUAUUGAGGAUUCCUGGCGUGCUGCUAUCUGCAUUCAGCAUCAUGGCCACCAGUUUGAGCAUCAGCUUCCUGCAGGCGACCCUUGAGCCACAUUUGAGACAGUUCCAAUUCUCUCCUAUAAUCCUGGGGCUGAUGUUUGUCAUCAACGGUGGGGUAUACGCCAUCUCUGCCCCAGCCUGGGGAUGGCUGUGCGACCGCCCCACCAUCAAGCAGAAAUACGUCACUGUGAUCGGCUGCGUGUGUAUCUCAGCGGGCUUCCUCCUCAUUGGUCCAGCGCCCUUCUUAAAUAUACCAACGUUAAAGUGGGUAAUCAUCACUGGGCUGGUGCUGCAUGGUCUCGGCAUGGGGAGCCAGCUCGUCGCCUCGUUCUCCGAUGCACUCAGCACGGCUAUCGCCAGUGGGCUUCCAAACUCGAUAGAGACUUACGGGCUGGUGUCAGCGAUGUGGACUUCCACCUUCGCCCUGGGAGCCUUCAUCGGGCCCACCGUGUCCGGGGUGCUGUUUGACAGUAUCGGCUUCGCCAGUUCUACUGUGUUCAUUUUCCUACUGCAUCUCGUCGUGAUGCUAGUAGUCCUGAUCUUCUUGUGGUCCUGCGAGCGAGCAUCCAAGAUGGACGUGUCGGUAUCAGCUGGAGACUUACUCCAACUGGAUGGAACCCUGGAUGAGAGUGUUCUCAUGGGCGAUAAAUAUAACCCUCCAAUGAGGGUCAAGAGUAACCGCUGCGGCAUCAGCGUGGGCCAGGCUCGACCUCCAGCCAUGAACAGCCUCAUAGCGUGUUCCAGCUACAAAAACAGGAGGAGCCCCUGGAGUCAGCGCAUGCCCAAAUACAGGCCCACAUACGGCAGUCUCGACAAUAGAUUCAGGGGAGUGUACGGCACGUAGUGAUAACUAAAUUUGUUAGUAUAGUCUGUAUUUUAGGUAAUGUAAACAAAAAAACGGAAGUCGUUAGCAUUUAGCGAGGUGGAAAAUAAAUCCCAUCUAAUGUAUAUAAUUAUAAGGGCGUAAGGAAGUUUAUUCGUGUGUUCUCUUCACGCGUUAUCUUCUGAACUAAUCUUCUUGAAACUUUGCGAAAGUAUAAAUGAUUAAGAAUCUGGAGAAGGAUAAAGGGUAUUUCUUCUCCCGAUUGAAACUAUAGUUUCUGUGGAAUUUGCGAAAAUCCUGUAUUAUUUUGUAGGUGGCGCUAAAUUCGUCGCUUUUUUAAAGGUAGCUGGCGAAGCUGCUGUUAAAAGCUAGUAAAUAAUAAUAGGGACAAAUUACAGACAUUGAGUAUGCCUCAAAGUAAGCGAGACUACGUCAAGUCUAUUAGUAAGCAAUAGUAUGCCAAUAUGGUGCCGAAAGAUUCUCAGUGGAAUAUCUUUUUACAUUUUGUGUCACAAUCAAAAGUUAGCAUUUCCGUCCUUAUUCCCAAAAUCCCUCCCAAAUUAACAGAGAAUGUAUAUCUUUGUAACUUCCAAUAAAUGCAUUUUGAUUAUAGUAAAAUUUUCCUACUGGUCAAUUUAUAUGGAUAGGUAAUA